Messenger RNA from Ctenocephalides felis (cat flea), 1233 nucleotides. RefSeq lists its product as uncharacterized. The coding region runs from base 1 to 1233 and encodes 410 amino acids. The transcript is spliced from 3 exons. Lineage: Eukaryota; Metazoa; Arthropoda; Insecta; Siphonaptera; Pulicidae. The record is from RefSeq and is a predicted model, not a curated record.
AUGGAUGAGAAUAUGAGCGAGAUGCUCAAAAGAGAUCUUUUGAGGAUAAUCGAAAACGAACAAAUUCCCGAUCCUUUAAUUGCAAUAAAACCAGUAACAAUCAAAGGCGAUAAUAAUAUCGGUAUAAUGCUGGGAAUAGAAGUCACAAGUGAAACCAGCGAUAAAAGUCUACACCUAGUUUGCAAAUCUGAGCCCAAAAGUGCAGUGAUCUUGCAAGAGUUUAGAAUCAACGUCAUGUUCGAUACAGAAAGAUUUUUUUAUACCCAUCUGUUUCCACUUUUCGAUAAGUUUCAAGACAAAAUGGGAAUUUCUGAUGAGGAUAGAUUCAAACAUUAUCCUGUUUGUUAUGGAUUCACAGAGGCGGCGUUGUUUAUGAAAGACAUGAGAAGGGAAGGGUUCAAGAUGAUGGAUAAGUCACAACCGAUAGGAUACGAGCACGCCAAGUUGGCCAUGGAGUCUUUGGGUAAAUUCCACGCCAUGGGCCUCGUCUUAAAAGACCAGCAUCCAACCGACUUCAAAGUGAUCAACGAUCACCUUCCUCCGGAUUUGUACGGAAAACCGGUACACAAACCGACUUACGACUUUUUCAAAGGAACCAUGAAAUUCGCCCGAGAGACUCUGGAGGACGAUGAAGAAGAUUUGAAGAAAAAAGUUGAUUACAUAAUCGAAAACCUGCAGACGGUGAUGCUCGAGGCGGUCGAUGAAGACCUUGCUGAACCUUAUACUACAUAUUCGCAUGGGGAUUUCUGGAAUAAUAAUGUACUUUACAGACACGACGAGGCUGGAAAACCGGUGGAAGCCUACCUCCUAGACUUCCAGCUCUCUCACUACCGCUCACCCUGCGUCGACAUCUACGAAUACCUGUUCAGUAGUUUCGAUCAGGUAUUUCGCGAGAAAUACUACGAUCAACUCCUUAAGGAUUACCACAAAUCAGCCUGCACAUUGAUGUCGAAACUGGGAACAGAUCCCGAUCGAGUAUUUCCUUUCUCGGCCUUAGAAGCUCAGAAAAAAAGAGGCGGAAUGUACGGAGUUGUCUUCGCUUCUAUAUUGUUAAAGGUGAUCCUGGGCGAAGGCGCGGAAGUGUAUGAUUCGGAGAAAAUUGCCGAAAGUAUUAAGAAUAACGAUUUUUCGUCGGCCGAAGAUAAGUUGAUAGUUGACGAGAAUGUUUAUAAGCUGUACAAGAAGAGGAUGAGUGAUGUCAUCAGACACGCUGAUAAAUUGGGAAUCAUAUGA